Annulohypoxylon truncatum is the source of this 1962-nucleotide messenger RNA. RefSeq names its product glutamine synthetase. Gene Ontology annotation, molecular function: glutamine synthetase activity. The transcript is spliced from 5 exons. Lineage: Eukaryota; Fungi; Ascomycota; Sordariomycetes; Xylariales; Hypoxylaceae. Bases 599 to 1687 code for a protein of 362 amino acids. The record is from RefSeq and is a predicted model, not a curated record. Gene Ontology annotation, cellular component: cytoplasm.
CACUGGACAACCAUUUGAGCGCAAGCGCAAGCGCAUCCCCGUGUCGCCGUAAAAGAGUGAAAGAACGUCCGUUGAAUCCAUUGUCCAUUCAGGUCGUUAAACACCUGGGAAUUAAAGCAAUAGGACGGUGGGGCAAAUCUUGGAACUUAGCCCCAACUUACACCAAGAAACACCCCUGCAUCACCUAGGUAACUCACCCUUACCACCCAGCACCCCAAGCAGCCCAAAGCUACACUAGAACUUUAGGGACACAAAUAUCAGGGCGCCUUAUCUUCUAACGCCCGUAUUGUACCUGCUGUACAUACUUGCAGUGCUAGAAGUAGGUGACUACCUAGUACCUGCUUGUUAUCAACUAGAAGCUCUCCGGUCCACGGCUAUUCCACAUAAAAGCCGCAGCGUCCCCCCGCAAUCAAUUUUUCACUUCCCAAUCUCUCCCUAUCACAAUUCUACUCUUACCUCCCCGUCUUCUUCCUCCUUGAACAAGUUCUUCUAUAAUAACUCCUUUCGUUUCGAACUUGUUGGAGUAUUUUACGAUUUACGAGUCUGCAUCCUAAGAAAAAUACACCUAGAUCAAGAUUAAUCUUCCAAUACCGCAAACAUGGCCGAAAGCAAGUUCGUCUCGUACACUGAGAACCUCAUGAAAUACAUGAAGCUCGACCAGAAGGGAAACGCCAUGGCGGAGUACAUCUGGAUCGAUGCUCACGGUCAUGUUCGUUCCAAGAGCAAGACCAUUACCAAGAUCCCCGCGGAUGGUAACUUCAAGCCUGAGGAUCUUCCCGUCUGGAACUUCGACGGUUCCUCCACCGACCAGGCCCCGGGUGACAACAGCGAUGUCUACCUACGACCCGUCGCCGUUUAUCCCGACCCUAUGCGAGGCGUUCCCAACAUCUUGGUCCUUGCGGAGUGUUGGAACGCCGAUGGCACUCCCAACAAGUUCAACCACCGUCACGAAUGCGCCAAGCUGAUGGAGGCGCACGCCGAGCACGUGCCGUGGUUCGGCCUCGAGCAGGAAUACACUCUUUUCGACAUGGAAGACCGCCCCUACGGCUGGCCCAAGAACGGGUACCCUGCUCCUCAGGGCCCUUACUACUGCGGUGUCGGUGCCGGCCGAGUUAUGUGCCGUGACAUCGUUGAUGCUCACUACAAGGCUUGCUUGUAUGCUGGUAUCAAGAUCUCUGGAACCAAUGCCGAGGUCAUGCCCGCCCAGUGGGAGUUCCAGGUUGGUCCCUGCGAGGGAAUUGAGAUGGGUGACCAGCUCUGGAUGGCUCGUUUCCUCCUCCACCGCGUCGCUGAAGAAUUCGGCGCCAAGAUCUCCGUCCAGCCUAAGCCCAUCCCCGGUGACUGGAACGGUGCUGGUCUUCACAGCAACUUCUCCACCAAGGAGAUGCGUGUCGAGGGCGGAAUGAAGCACAUCGAAGCGGCGAUCAAGAAGCUAGAGGCCCGACACAAGGAACACAUUGCCGUGUACGGUGAGGGCAACGACCUGCGUCUGACGGGACGACACGAGACUGGUGCCAUCGACCAGUUCAGCUUCGGUAUCGCGAACCGAGGCGCCUCCAUCCGUAUCCCCCGAGAAUGCGCCGCGAAGGGCUACGGUUACUUCGAGGACCGACGACCGGCCUCGAACGCAGACCCUUACCAAAUCACGGGCAUAAUUAUGGAGUCAAUUUUCGGCGCAGUUAACUAAACAGGAGGAUACCCCAUUGGUCGUAAUGAAUUGCUUUUAUGCGGAGCCUUUGACAUAGAUCAGAAGUCUCUGAAGACAUGAAAUGACAUGAAUACUUUUUCGAACACCUGAAUCUAUCUGUCCACGCGACGUGAUAUGUUUAGUCUACCUAGUCUACCAUCCAUUUCUCCAUUGCAUACCCCUAUGAUUAUUUACAAUCAAACAGACGGUUGAAAGUUAGACCCGGAAUGAAAAAAGAUCUUGUUAAUAUGUAUAAGGGCUUAAUCGAGGCCCGA